AUGGAAGUAACGUUAGCUUUAUUUUUCAUUUGUGAAUUUUGUGUUCGAAUGUGGUGCAUUUCGGCAGACGCAAAAUACUGUGGGAUUAAAGGACGACUGCGUUACCUUGCUCGUUUGGUCUCCUUAGUAGAUCUCAUUAUAAUAGUUGUCACAACGACGAUGGUAUAUCUGGAGAAAGCUUACAUAUCAGAAGCAACGCUCGACUACUUGAGACUUAUUCAGAUACUCCGGCUAUUCCAUAUCGAUCGACAAAUGACGACAUGGCAUCUCAUCAAGAACAUGGUUAUACUGAGCAAAUGGGAACUACUGGCUGCUUACUACAUUACUUUUAUUUUAUGCUUACUCAUGGUCAACCUCAUCUACAUUAGCGAAAAUGAAGGAUUUGUGGUGUACCUACUGCAGAACUCAUCGGAAGUUCAAAAAUCAGAGAAGUUCUCAACACUUGCAAAUGCAUGGUGGUUUACCAUUGUGACGAUACCAACCAUAGGUUAUGGAGAUAUUGUUCCAGAACAAUGGACAUCGAAAAUUAUUGUGUGCUUCUUGGGUUUUCUAGCAUAUUGUACAUUUGUUGCAGCUUCAACUCAAAUUUCUGUAGGAUUGACUCUCAUGAUGGAGGAAAAUAAUAAAAAAGAGUGCCAAAAUAAACUGAGAAAUACUUCAGCUUCCGUGAUUCAAUUCUGGUACCGAUUUCAUCUCGCAAGUGCAAGGAACAGACGACUGACUGAGUAUUUUCGGCGUAUUUGCUUCAAGCUGUACCUCACAGCCAGACGGAUGAAUCGGAAUCGUCAGAUGGAGGAUAAGCUGCGUGAGAAACUCGAAAGAAAGAAAAAACUGCGGAGUGCGGCGGCCGCCACUGAACAAACAUGGAAGCAACAGCUGAGCAUGGGGGUGGCACAGCAAAUGAUCCAAACAUUCAGUCUCGAUGUAACUCAUGUGCAGCGGAAUCGCAAAAUCGCCCCGUUGAAAAGGAACAUGAGUCUUCCUGAAGCUCACAGCGGUUAUAAAGAAAAUGAUACUUCUGAGAAAGUAAGUAUGUUCGAGCGACGCGGAUCAACUGAUACAAAUCUCUCGUCAUCUUUUGACAUUUCCGAUAUUGAAACGCAAAUCGACAUGAACAAUUUGUAUGAUGAUGAUCGAUCCGAUUCUGUGGAUAUUUCAGAAGUGGACGAAUGGAGGCUCCUUAAAUACAGACCCCUUCUACGGUUCUUCAACUUUCUUCUUUUUCGACAGUAUGCGAAGAAGUUUCGACGAUUACGGAAAUCUGACCGAUUGCUGGAAUUUGAUGCCGAAGUUCGAGAACAAGAAAAUGUACGGCAUCAGCAUCUAAGGGACCUCGAACUAAGAGUAAAUGCUAUGAUCGGAAAGCCAGGCAUAUCAUCUCUAAAUGGACCCAGCGGGGAGAAGCUCUGCAUGACCCGUCGCCUGGAUCUGUGCGAGUCGAAAAUGACUGAUAUGGAACAGAUUAUGAAGCGGAUCAACGAUCUUGUUAUGGACCUCUCUUCAAUGCUUGAGCGAGUGUUCAAUAUUCGAAAAUCGCUUUCCAGUUUCACAUAG
Cooperia oncophora is the source of this 1554-nucleotide messenger RNA. The record is from the annotation of a GenBank genome assembly. Lineage: Eukaryota; Metazoa; Nematoda; Chromadorea; Rhabditida; Trichostrongylidae.